Messenger RNA from Colletotrichum lupini, 1437 nucleotides. Its product is annotated as aminotransferase. The annotation marks the transcript as partial. The record is from RefSeq and is a predicted model, not a curated record. Gene Ontology annotation, molecular function: L-2-aminoadipate:2-oxoglutarate transaminase activity; pyridoxal phosphate binding. The transcript has 3 exons. Gene Ontology annotation, biological process: biosynthetic process. Lineage: Eukaryota; Fungi; Ascomycota; Sordariomycetes; Glomerellales; Glomerellaceae.
AGCUGCGGGAAUACAUCAGUCAAUGACAGCCUCUGUACUCCCUUGCCACAUGUACUGGCCAAGAGGUGCCUUUGGAAAUUCCCAGUCGAACGUGAUGUCCUUCCCGAGAAUGCGCUUGGCGGUCGCUCGCCAGUCUUGCAACGCUAUGAGCGUAUCUCUAACCUCUUUCAUUCAGGCAUUGUACUGUCCCUCGGUCACUAUGGACUUAACGGCCUCGUUAGAGGUCAUCAAUCCAGCGGAGGCUCUCCACCCCUUUUUGACUGCCACUUAAUCCCUUCCCGCAAGCUUUUCAACCUCCAAGGCUUGGAUGAAGGAAGAGACUGCGUCGACCGCUCUCGGAACACAAGGUUUCUUCCCUGGGGCCGAUCACACUGGAGAAAACUUGGGCAGUUUCCGAAUAUCAAGGAGUUCUCCGGCUUCUCAUCCCACCUCUCAUCAAUAAUUGCCUUUUUACGCCGGAAGCUGGCCGCUACCGAAGCUCAAGCCGUUGAGGAUGCUAAGAAACUCGGCCGGCCCGACAUUUUCACCAUCAAAGUGGGAAAGACAUACCCAAAAAUCUACAAAUAUGUCAUUUAUCUCGUUCCAACAUUUUCAAAUCCCAGCGGAAAGACGCUUUGCCCCCAGACCCGCAAGGACCUUGUCGCGCUUGCCCGGGAAUACGAUGCCCUCGUCGUAUCAGACGAUGUCUACGACUUCCUGAGCUGGCCCGAGGACUCAUCUACUCCAGACGACGCAGUCGAAGCUGUGCCGCCGAGGCUCGUCGACAUAGAUCGCAGUAUGCCCGGCUACAGUACAUGGGGAAACACCCUCAGCAACGGAUCUUUCUCCAAGGUGAUCGGGCCUGGUGUCAGAGUUGGAUGGGCGGACGGCACGCCGGCCUUCGCCAGAGAAUUGGCCGAGGUAGGAUCUUCUAGCUCCGGCGGUGCACCCUCACACCUCACUUCCACUUUCGUCGACAAGAUGCUGCGAAGUGGCAGUCUGCAGACACAUAUCAAGAAGACUCUCAUACCAACAUAUCGUGAGAGAUGCCGCGCCCUCAUGGCCUCUAUCCGUGAUAUUUUGGUGUCCUUAGGUGUCACAGUUGAAAUCAAUAACCCAGAAGAUGCCGCGCAAGCGACGACGGGAGGCUUCUUCACAUACCUCCGGCUUCCAGAAGAGCUUCCAGUGGCACGAACAGUGGCAGCCAUAGCCUUAAAAGAGAAAUUCCUUCGCGUCGCAUUCGGACACAUGUUUGUUGUCAGUGGGGACAAAGGGAGCGUUCAGAGAGCAGAGUCGAAGAAUGGCUUCACCAGAUGCAUCAGACUAUGCCGGGCGUGGCAUGAGGUAGCUCAGCUCGAGGAAGGCAUUGAAAGACUAGCUGCUACCAUACUGGAUAUCAGAUCUAGAUUGGAAGCUGGUGAGAAUAUGAGUGAGCAGGUCUCCAUCGGAAUAAGGUAG